GUGUGCCUUCUGUCUCUCUCCGACUUUCUCAUUUUCUUCUCACUCUUUUCAGUCUCCGUGUCAUUCAAGUCCCCAGACUGUGACAAUUGAGACAAGCACCCCAUAUUUGUGAAUUGGUGGCCCUUUGGAGGGUAUGGACAGAAUGGGGGACGCGUACUCAGCAGAAGCGCUGGAGCGUCUAGGUCGAAAGAGACCGGUCAUCUUUCCCAAUCUGACGUCUGAACUGGGAUUCUGCUUCUCGCUGUUCCUGUCUCAGAUAAUGGCGGAAUACUUUAUCUCCGGCUUCAACGUUCUGCUGCCAUCGUUAGCCGACAGCCUGGAUAUUCCCGAAGGCUCAUCGAGCUGGCCAUCAAGUGCCUUUGCCCUCACGGCUGGCAGCUCGCUGCUCUUCUUUGGCCGCUUGGCCGACAAAUAUGGCGGUUUCGUGGUGUUUGUGGGGGGGUUGACCUGGCACCUCAUAUGGUCUCUGGUGGCUGGCUUCGCGAAGAACGCGCUUAUGAUGUACUUCUGUCGAGCAUUGCAGGGCUUUGGUCCUGCCGCCUUCCUGUCAGCAGGAAUAAUGCUCUUGGGGUCAACCUAUCGACCUGGCUGGCGCAAGAACCUGGUGUUCAGCAUCUAUGGCGCCUGCGCACCUAUUGGAUUUGUUGUCGGAAUUUUUGUAUCAGGCAUGACGGGACAGUUUCUCGACUGGCGGUGGUAUUUCUGGAUCGGUACAAUGCUGCUGUUCCUGGCUCUCGUCACUGCCGUCGUCUCCGUGCCCGCCAGCAUCCGCCGCAAGCCUCCGCACCCAAACAUUGCCAUGGACUGGGCCGGCGCGGUGCUCUUCUUUAGCAGCCUCAUCCUGAUCUUCUUCGCCAUCAACGAGUGCGGCCAUGCCCCGGACAGAUGGGAGACGCCCUACGUGUAUGUCACAUUCAUUGUCGGCAGUCUGCUGUUGAUAGCCACGCUCUAUGUCGAAAGCCGGGUAGCCGCGCAGCCGCUCCUUCCACCGAAUCUGUUUCGAGUCCCACAGCUCACGCCGCUCUGCGUGGCACUGUUCUGUUUCUAUGGCGUGUUUGGAAUAUGGCUGCUAUACUGUGUCGAGUACAUGGAGAACAUCAUGCACGUGUCGCCCCUGCUGGUAGUAGCGUACUUCGUGCCGUUCGCGGUGGGGGGAAUCUUCUUCAGUAUUUUAGGCGGCAUGUUUCUACACGUCAUCCCCGGGACGAUGCUUCUAGCGCUCUCAGGGAUCGGGUGGAUGCUGGCGCCGCUGCUGUUUGCCAUCAUGCCUCACGACGUCGGGUACUGGCCCUAUGUUUUCCCCGCCAUGAUCUGCGGUACACUGGGAAUAGACGUCACUUAUAAUGUCACUAAUGUGUUUGUGACUACCUGUUUGCCGGAGAAACAACAGGGACUCGCUGCUGCUGUUGCGAAUAGUGUCUUGUUUUUGGGUAUAAGUUUCUGGCUUGGUUGGGGAGAUUUUACCUCCUCUCAGGUGUCGGGGAGCUUGAGGGAGAGGUACCAGGCUGCGCUCUGGCUGGGUGUUGCCCUGGCAGGACUGGGGUUGGUCAUCCUAGUGCUCUUUGUGAAGAUUGAUCCGGCGAAGAGUGAGGCGACAGUGGAUGAGAAGCAGGAAAAGGUUGGUGGGGAGGUGCCGAAAGAGAGAAUGGAGGUGGGAGGGGAUGAACAGGGGUAAACAUUGUUUGAUGCUUGUGAACUGGAAAUCAGCUCGGUGGUUAGUUCUCCUUGCAAAAGCCUAUAUUUCUCGCGACAUUAAACCGUCAAGCCCGGAAAU
Messenger RNA from Aspergillus heteromorphus CBS 117.55, 1774 nucleotides. RefSeq names its product putative MFS multidrug transporter. Gene Ontology annotation, cellular component: membrane. Gene Ontology annotation, molecular function: transmembrane transporter activity. NCBI's taxonomy places the organism in Eukaryota, Fungi, Ascomycota, Eurotiomycetes, Eurotiales, Aspergillaceae. The transcript is spliced from 2 exons. The record is from RefSeq and is a predicted model, not a curated record. Gene Ontology annotation, biological process: transmembrane transport. Bases 260 to 1675 code for a protein of 471 amino acids.